Messenger RNA from Eremothecium gossypii ATCC 10895, 498 nucleotides. RefSeq names its product Cyb5p (gene CYB5). Gene Ontology annotation, cellular component: intracellular membrane-bounded organelle; endoplasmic reticulum membrane. Lineage: Eukaryota; Fungi; Ascomycota; Saccharomycetes; Saccharomycetales; Saccharomycetaceae. Gene Ontology annotation, biological process: sterol biosynthetic process. Gene Ontology annotation, molecular function: heme binding. The transcript has a single exon. Bases 1 to 498 code for a protein of 165 amino acids. The record is from RefSeq and is marked provisional.
AUGAUAAAAUUUUACGACGGAUCCUAUAUAAUACAUAUGGGCUUGCAAGCGCAAGUCGCGUACGGCGUAAACGACCAGCUACUCUCAUUGUUCACCUCCCCUCCCACCGAAACCACCAUGCCCAAGCUGUAUACCUACCAAGAGAUCGCGGAACACAACAGCGAGAAUGACCUAUGGCUGAUCAUCAACGGCAAGGUCUACGACUGCACCAAGUUCGCAGAGGAGCACCCUGGCGGUGACGAGGUGCUAAUCGAUCUGGCUGGCCAAGACGCCACUGAGCCAUUCGCAGACAUCGGCCACUCAGACGACGCUGUGAAGAUGCUGGAGGGCCUGUAUGUAGGCGACCUGGACAAGGACUCCGAGCCUGUGGUCAGCGCCUCCGAGGACCGUUCUUCGAGCACGGGCGGCGGCGAGGGCAAUGGAGCGUUGUGGCUCGCGUUCAUUGUGUUUUUCCUCGCGGCUGUGUACUACAACUACCACCACAACAAGUGGGCUUAG